UGAAGUGGCUUGCUAUGGUUAUGAAGGUAUCGAUGCUGUAAAAGAAGCCCUGAGAGCAGGCUUGAAUUGUUCUACGGAAACUAUGCCCAUUAAGAUUAAUCUAAUAGCUCCUCCAAGGUAUGUAAUGACUACAACAACUCUGGAGAGAACAGAAGGCCUUUCUGUCCUCAAUCAAGCUAUGGCUGUUAUCAAAGAAAAGAUUGAGGAGAAGCGGGGAGUGUUCAAUGUUCAAAUGGAGCCCAAAGUGGUCACAGAUACAGAUGAGACUGAACUUGCAAGGCAGCUGGAACGACUGGAGAGAGAAAAUGCAGAAGUGGAUGGAGAUGAUGAUGCAGAAGAAAUGGAAGCCAAAGCUGAAGAUUAACUUUGUGGGAAGCAAAGUCCAAUUUAAGGAACACGAAGCAGCCCCUCCUAGCUGCAAACUCUAGACUUGAAAGUUUUCCAGUAUUGAAAACUUCAAAGCUGAAUAUUUCUUUUUUCCAAGUAUUUAAAUAUUCCAACAGACCAGAACAUCAAAUGCCCUCCUAUUUUGUCAGCUGUUUUCAUGCAGUAGUUCCGUCACACUAAGUAUGUUUUAAGCACAUGGCUUAAUUUGACUAGAGACAAAUAAGCUAAAAACAGUCCUAAAAUUAGGCUUAUGAUUUCUAUCAAUUUUAUAUGUCUCAAAAUUGGCACUCUUUGUAUUUCAGUGCCUCCAUGAGAUUUACCAGGGCACCCAAAACAGCAGUCCCAAACUUUCUAUAUAGAAUGUAUUCCAGCAAACGUCAAAUAAAUUUCUGGAAUAUUUAACUAUA
This is a messenger RNA of Dipodomys ordii (Ord's kangaroo rat), 794 nucleotides long. RefSeq names its product eukaryotic translation initiation factor 2 subunit 1-like. Gene Ontology annotation, molecular function: RNA binding; translation initiation factor activity; ribosome binding. The transcript has 3 exons. The record is from RefSeq and is a predicted model, not a curated record. NCBI's taxonomy places the organism in Eukaryota, Metazoa, Chordata, Mammalia, Rodentia, Heteromyidae. Gene Ontology annotation, cellular component: multi-eIF complex; eukaryotic translation initiation factor 2B complex; eukaryotic 48S preinitiation complex. The coding region runs from base 83 to 364 and encodes 93 amino acids.